Molecule: messenger RNA, 672 nt
Organism: Canis lupus familiaris (dog)
Lineage: Eukaryota; Metazoa; Chordata; Mammalia; Carnivora; Canidae
Product: protein PIMREG
Source: RefSeq, a predicted model, not a curated record
AUGGCUUGUAGGUGGCUGGGAGUAGGGGCCUCCAUGUGCCAGAGGUCACUCCAGGACCAGGAACAGAUGGAGGAGAAUGAGGUCAGCCAUCCGGAGACCUCUUGUGGGGCCCUCAGCUCCAGGCACAGCCAUUUCCAGAUAAGGCUGCCCUUGAGAGCAGUAAGCCUCAAUCCAUGGGCAGGGCCCCCCUAGAAAUGCCUGGAAACCCCAGAGCCGGGCCUCCAGGCUGUUGCUCACUCAGUUAAGAACGCCUUAGGUGGUAUGACCCAGAGAAUCCAGGAGUCCUGCCAAAAUGGCUCCAAGUAGCCUGUGGCAACUCCAAGAGCCUGGAGGAGCAGGAGAGGAGCACAGAGGGACAGUAGCACUCCUCACAGCCUGGGCCAGAACAGCCCUUGGGUGUCUGGAGCUACCCUUCCAGCUCAACCCUGGCUUGUGGAUGAGGGAUUAUCACACAACUCUGUCCAGACAGGCCCACAUGCCUACCCACUGCAAGGGGCUGAUUUCCAGAGCCCCUGCUCUGUGACAGAGGCCUCCUCCCCCAGUGAAUCCAAUAGUGACCUAGAGCCUGUGAGAGCUAGGGUUCAGCACCUCCAGUUGCUGUCUCAAGAACUGGCUGAGGCCAUUGUGGCUGAAGGGAGAGGCCACAUGACUGUUUCUCUCAUUUGUGACUGA